Molecule: messenger RNA, 1065 nt
Organism: Hibiscus syriacus
Lineage: Eukaryota; Viridiplantae; Streptophyta; Magnoliopsida; Malvales; Malvaceae
Exons: 8
Coding region: 325-675 (116 amino acids)
Source: RefSeq, a predicted model, not a curated record
UCUGUAGUCGCACUUUCCAAAUGCAUGCUACAACAAUAGCUACCAUGGCAGCCAACUAUUUUCUCGCAGCAACCCAUCUCACCACACUAUUCUUUUUCCUUCGCCAAAUAACCCUGCAAUCACUCUCCAUUUCUGCCUCUACUCGAUCUCUCCUCAUUUCGCGACAUCUCGCUCAAGCUCCCCCGUCAAUCACUCUACCCCCAAGAAGUUGUUUCAUAUUCCCGUUGUCUCCAAGAAAGCAGUUGCUAUUCGCAAGUGUGAUUCUAAAGUUGAAGGUAUUGUCACGUUGUCCCAGAAAGAGGUAAACUAUAUAAAGACAAUGAAAUGAAGAGAUAUUGGCAUUGGGGAAAUCGAGACCGUUCAAUGAAGGUUAGGAGAAGGAAAAUCCAUGAGCGACAAAGAUGCUUAACAAGAUAUCGUCCCAGGAUGCUACAAGGUUUAAGGUACGCGAUAUUUGUGGGGAUGCAGGACGAGAAGAUUUGCUUGCUAUAUGUAGCAAGUGCACCGAUGGUGCAGAACACACUUACUGUAUGUGAGAAAUGCUUCGGAAAGUUUCUGAAGGAGAUUAGCUCUGUGAAGAAUGCAAGCUGGCUGAGGAAACUGAAAGCCAAAAGCAAGGUUUGGAUGCUGAGGGGAAAACGGAAAAUAAACUUAUCUCAAGUACAUGUAUCUUAAGUAAGAGACAUAUUGAAAAUCUAGAGGGUGCUUCAGCUCCAAAAAGGUAGGUUGAUGGAUUGGCAACCAUUCUGGUAAUGAUAUGCAGGAAGUUAUACGCUCUCUGACUUCUGGUCCACAGCUACAAACACCAAAGGGGAGCUUAUUGAAAUACAGUUCAUUUAAUACCUUAAAUUCCAAUUCUAAGGUGAAACUUGUGAUGAGGUUGUUGUUCAGAAACGAGAAAGUUCUAGAGAACAUGCAUCACUUUAUAGAGAGGAACCUGCUAGAAUGAUGGGCAAAGAUUGUGGUUUAUGUUGAGAGUACUACAAGUGUUCCACAUGCCUCAAACUCAAGACUUUCACCGCUACCUCUGGAACCUGCCGGUUUCAGUUAUGACCGUAGGGCAAC